Messenger RNA from Linum tenue, 1864 nucleotides. Lineage: Eukaryota; Viridiplantae; Streptophyta; Magnoliopsida; Malpighiales; Linaceae. The record is from the annotation of a GenBank genome assembly.
GUGUUCACAUGCUUGCAAAACGUGAAUAUUUGUAGGAUGAAAAUCGUAAUUUGUCCACAAGUACCUAAUAGAAUUGGUAUAUUUUUAUCAACCAACCUGCUUAAUCACUCCCCUCCCAGAUUUGCAGCAGCAACUUAGCAGCAGAGAGCUCAAGAAGCAGAAGAAGAAAAAGUAGACAAUGGCGAACCACGGUCAACCCUCGGAACCAACGCCUAAGCCACACUGCUUGGCGGUUCCGUUUCCAACCCAAGGCCACAUCAACCCGAUCCUCGAAUUCUCCAAGCGCCUAAUCCCCAAAGGAAUCCGGGUCACUCUCCUCCUCACCCCUUUCAUCUCCAAAUCCAUCUCCGCCCGAGACCGGACCCGAAUCUCCGCCCUCGAGAUCGGCCUCGAAACGAUCUCCGACGGCCACGACGAAGAAGGCUGCCCGACCGGGGUCGGGGCCCAGAGGUUCGACGCCUACGUUUGCACGUUCCGUGAAGUGGGUUCCAAAUCUCUGGCUCGACUCGUUCAGAGGAUGACCGAUUCAGGGGACUCCGUACACUGCAUUAUCUACGAUUCCAUCAUCCCCUGGUGCCUCGACGUGGCGAAGGAAUUCGGGAUCCUGGCUGCCGACUUCUUCACGCAGUCGUGCGCGGUGGACGCCAUUUAUUACGGGGUUCGUGAGGGAAAGGUGCCGGUUGGGGAAACGACUGGUUACAAUUUUGGGGUGAUACCCGGAUUGCCGGCGUUGGAGCGGCGGGACUUGCCGACUUUGCUGCACGACCGUGGGCCGGAUCCUGACCCUUUUGGGCUCAUUUUGGGCCAGUUCUCUAACGCGGAACAGGCCGAUUGGGUUCUCUGCAACUCUGUUCGGGAAGUGGAACAAGAGGAAUUAAGCUGGCUCUCAAAUUUUCUGCCAUUCAUGACCGUCGGACCGACCAUACCAUUACCGUACUUAAACAACCAGCACGACGACGAGGACGACACAGACUUACACGGACUGAGCAUCUUCAAGCCCUUCAACGAAUCCACCUGCGCAAAUUGGCUUCAAACCAAGCCGAAACGUUCCGUCGUCUACGUCUCCUUCGGCAGCAUAGCGGGCCUGGCCGCAGACCAAAUGGAGGAGCUCUUUUGGGGGCUGAGAAAUAGCAACCACUACUUCCUCUGGGUGGUGAGGCAAUCCGAAGAGUCCAAGCUCCCUAAGGAAUCCCAACUCUCCGCGGCCGCGGCGGCAGAGAGAGGGCUCAUAGUGCGGUGGUGCUCGCAGCUGGAGGUUCUGGCUAGCGAGGCCGUGGGGUGUUUCGUGACGCACUGCGGGUGGAAUUCGACGCUGGAGGGGCUGAGCUUGGGUGUCCCCAUGGUGGCGGUGCCGCAGUGGUCGGACCAGCCGACCAAUGCCAAGUACGUGAAGGACGUGUGGAGAGUUGGCGUGAGAGUGGUCGAAGGUGGUGGUGGUGAGAGCGGGGCGGUGGUCGGAAGGGAGGAGAUAGAGAGGUGUUUGAGGGAAGUGAUGGAAGGGGAGAGUGGGGAAGAGAUUAGGAGGAAUAGUGAGAAGUGGAAGAAUGUGAUCAGGGAAGCGGCGGGGUGAAGGUGGAAGCUCUGGUUCCAACAUUGGGGAUUUUGCUGCUAGUUUGAUAAGCAAAUCACGUUUGCUUGGGUUAGGGUUGUAACAGUAUGUGACCAUCUAAUGUUUGUGGUAUGCUCUGUGUUUCGACCGUGUUGUAAUAGUUGUUGUUGGAGAAUCAAGGUAAGUAAAGAAUGCAGACAUGAAAGAGCAGAGCAGCAAAAAAAUAAAUAAAAAUUAAUGGAUUCCGUUGCCGGGACUUGAACCCGGGUCUUUCGGGUGAGAGCCGAAUAUCCUGACCAACUAGACUACAACGGA